UGUGAGAAGAAAAGGCGAGUGGUAGUGUUCCGUUCGCUGCAGACUGGCUGGUGUUUUUCAGAGGUAAGGGGGUGUGUCUGUGUCCCAUACGGGUAUCUGCCUUGGAGAGACUGAGCAGAGGCGGGAAAUGGCGCCUGGUAACACAACGAUUUGUCGUUUCGGAGACGGUCCUUGAGUAGAUGUACAGAAAAAGUCUGAUGAGAGCACGAAAACAACACGGCUUCUGUUGUGAUGGUUAAUCGGUGUUGAAUUCUCAUCGCCAGACACUGCGGAUCACUUAAACCUUACAUGUGACUGCUCAAACAAUGAGGCUGAGAAUGCGUAAGGCGUCUCAGCAGUCGAACCCCAGUCUGGAGAGCCGCCCGUCUCGUACCAAGCGGAAGCAUUCAGAGGUAGAAGAGGAUCCUCCUACUCCCACCAGUGGAGGGAGGGGCAUUUUCUCCACCAUCAAGAAGUUCAUCAGAGGAAAUGCUGUUAAGGUGCAGCAGGAGAGCCCAGCCAAGAAGACACGCCUCCACUGCGAUGUGGACAAUAACCUGAUCUCCUCCACAACCCCUGACUCCAACACCCCCCGCAGGACUAUCGCCAGGAGAGGCUCCCUCAAUGGACAGGCAACCAAUCAUGACAGGAGUAAGGAGAAGCCCAACGGCAGUCUGGAGGAGACGACGGCCGUUGAGUUGCCAGUCACCAGCCCCCCCAGAAGCACCCUUCUUGGGACCAUCUUCUCCCCUGUUUUCAACUUCUUCUCACCAGCUAAAAAUGCCUCCUCUGGCUCAGACUCUCCGGACCAGGCAUUGGAGGCAGAGGAGAUCGUCAAGCAGCUGGACAUAGAGCAGGCAGUGGAGGUGCCCACCAGCACAGCCACAUCCACACAGGAGCUGUGUGCCCCCACCAACUACUACUCCAGUGUAUCACAGCUUCCACCUAUGCGACCUCAGCACAUCCCAGAGCUAACUCCCACAGAGGGGGAAGGAGAGCUCUGUGCUGACGCCGACCUUCCACCCCUCACAGCUCCGGGCUCCAGUCCAGAAAUGACAUAUGUGGACGCUCCUCCUGCCGCUGUCCCUCAAGAGGCAACCUAUGAGGAAGACUGGGAAGUGUUUGACCCGUAUUUCUUCAUCAAGCACGUGCCUCCACUGACCGAGGAGCAGCUCACUCGUAAGCCCGCCUUACCUCUGAAGACGCGCAGCACGCCUGAAUUCUCUCUGGUCCUAGACCUGGAUGAGACGUUGGUUCACUGCAGUUUAAAUGAGCUGGAGGACGCAGCACUUACCUUCCCUGUCCUCUUUCAAGAUGUCAUUUACCAGGUGUAUGUGCGCCUGAGGCCGUUCUUUAGAGAGUUUCUGGAACGCAUGUCUCAAAUCUAUGAGAUCAUCCUUUUCACAGCCUCUAAAAAGGUCUAUGCAGACAAACUGCUCAACAUCCUGGAUCCUAAAAAGCAGCUUGUGAGACACCGGUUGUUUCGGGAGCAUUGUGUCUGUGUCCAGGGAAACUACAUCAAGGACCUCAACAUCCUGGGCAGAGAUCUGUCAAAGACCAUCAUCAUCGACAAUUCACCGCAAGCCUUUGCAUAUCAGCUGUCCAAUGGGAUUCCCAUAGAGAGCUGGUUCAUGGAUAAGAACGACAACGAGCUGCUGAAGCUGGUGCCCUUCCUGGAGAAGUUGGUGGAGAUGAACGAAGAUGUGCGUCCGCACGUCCGAGAGAGGUUCCGGCUUCACGACUUGUUGCCCCCAGACUGAUCCGACCAGUCUCUCAGAACGGGACAACAAGAAAAGACUGAAAACAACGUGCGUGUACAAAGGCCUUCUUUGGAUUACAAACUACAACAUUGCCAUAACUGUUAAGAUUUUUUUAGCAUUUUUUCGUUUUUAAAUCCACUGUUGCUUUUUUUUUAAACUUGAGAAAAGAGGAACCUUUUUAAAGGUCCGGGGGACAUUUUCUAAAUGUAUAGAUGAAACUACACACGCUAUGAACAAGCCGAGGCUAUUUCCUCUUUUGACUGCAGCUGUGGAGCUGAUAUCUCCUCCACUAAACUCUCUGAGGUCUUGGUGCUGGUUUAGUGGAUUUAAAAAAGCCACUUGGUAAAGAGGAACUCCCCCCCGACCCGAGUCCUUGAACCCAAACCAACCCACUGGUGCUCACGCUGUUGACGCUGACAAAUAACCACGCUCAUUUUCAGCAGGAAUGACUGGCCUGAAAAUCAAUCUGUGCAUGUGUGUAUGUUUACUCCGGGCCACACACACUGACUUGGUGUUUGACAAACCUACGAUCUGUAGCCUUUAAAAUCAUAUGCAUUCCUCCGUAGCUGAGUCAAGUUUCUAUUGUUGGUUGCAGUUUUUUUCUGGUAAAACUGGUGUUUCAUUGUUUAAAAAAAAAAAGAUAGCGUUUCAAAGUGUUUUACUUCUGUUUGUAAGAUAUGAUGUUUUAAAAGGGGUUGUGUACGUUUUUAUUGUAAGCCUUUUUUUCUAUUAGGAGAACAUGGGUGCGUAUUAAUGACAGUCCACUGCAUAGUCAAACUAAAUGGACUUUUAAGUAUAGUUUGUUCUCUUUUAACAAAUAGAGGUUUAAAUCAAUGUGUUUGCUCCACUGUGGUCACAACAAGGCUCUUUAAUUAAAUGUUAGGAUUAAGAAUCUACUUACCUGUAAAUCUGACAUAUUGUAAAGGUUUGAGGGCAUUCAUUUUCAAAAUGAUCAGCGUUAAUCUUUCUUUGAUAAUAGUAUUUGAUUUGUCUAUAACCAGUAUUGUAUUUUUCUCCUAAUCAAGUUUUCUGGCUAAAAUCAGAGCUCGGUUUCUUUGAGUUGUAAUGUGUUUUCAGUAGCAUUAUGACUAAUGUAGCACAUCUCUGUGUGUCAGAAAGUCUGUUCAUAUCUAAGGCCGGACGCUGUACCAGCAACAUACUGUUCAACAGCUUCCUUGGCUGUUCCUCCAGAUGUUUCAUUUUUUUACUUUGUACUUUUUAAGUUCCCUUUUUUCAGUUUUCUGUUUAGUGCAGUUUAAAGCAUUGUGUUUAAGAAUGGUAACUAUAUGAAUGUGUUUCUGCCUGACAUCAGCCUGGACACUCAGACACUCUGUUUCUCAACUUUAUUUAUUUAAUAUUGAGACAAACAGUAUUCCGACAUGCAGAUGUUUUGUUGGCAUCCUGACUAAACCUCAGAGGUAAAGAUGGAUAGCCCAACAUGACGGACAUUGCCCAAACACUCGAGUUAACUUGAAUUUCUGUGACAAAUUGGCAUGCAUUGUUGAACCUUUUUUUAAGUUAAAGCAGAUGUGAGUGUUUGGAUUGGUUGCCUGUACAGUGCCAUACGAUUCCUCCAUUAUACCCCCCCUCCCCCCCAGAUAGAAAGAGACAAUCAGACCUCAAAGUUCUGCAGACACUCGGCCCCCCUCCCCUGUUAUUUUCAGUGUGCUGUAUUUGUUGUGUACUGUGAUUAUCCCCCCCCCCCCCCCCCCCCAUGAGAACAUUUACCGGGGGAAUCGUACUGAGCCCUCACUGAAUGCAGCUUCUGCUCACAGAUGGUUUCCAUCUGUCCAUUAUUCGCCUUUCUCCACCUUUUUUUUAGUUUUCCUUCUCCAGAAAUAAGAAUGAGUUUGUACUGAAGUAACAUUUGUUACAGGGCACAAUGGUGUUUGCGUGAGUAAACAUGUCCGGACUAUGAAUGUAAAUUGUACAUGGGGUGAAGUCUUAAGUGUCUUUCUGAAAUCCUUGUUUUCUUCACCCCUCAUCAACUAGAACAAGGGAUGGCAGCAUGGCUCUGCCGUUCACACGUUGCAGAGGAGGCGAGAACAAUAUGCAGGAAGAGGAAACAUGUCUUGAAGUCCCCUAAAGUUAGCCCCCCCCCCCCACCCUCAGCUCUCCCUAUCCUGACUGCCAUCUUUCAGAAUGCAAGCCUCGCGUAGAGAGUGCGAUGCCGUCCCCUCGGUGAGACCCUGUGUACGAUCAGUUGUUUGUGCGGGCGGGGGGGGGCGUUUGAUACUUCUCACUCAGCUCAUUUUAACGUGCAUUACCAGUUUAUUGUACACUGAGUGUUGUACAAUACAUGCAGCUUCAUGUUUAAAAAAAUCCUUAAAGUAAGGAAAAUCUUUUGUAUUUUUGAUUUCAAAAGGCAUGUCAUAUCUACUUUUUAAAUGUAUUAAUGAAGAUUUAACUUUACAUCAGAUGGAGUGUUUUCUUUUUUCUUACAAAUAUCUGUAUGUUUAGUUUAGCGCAAUGUCACUGAACUGUUAAACUUAGCAUGUAGAGAAAACCGCUUGCUUUGUGGGAAAGUCCUAAAUUAAAUUUUAAUCAUGGCACUUUUUCUGCAGAAAAGAGCAAUUGUGUUAAUGAUUUUUUUUUCUUCCAAUAUCUGUUAAGCCAUUUUACUUGCAACAAUUGCUAUUUGUGCUGAAGAUGUAUUUAAAAUGUUUUAAGACAUCUUUGUACGCCGUCAGGCUUUAUGCUAUUGUAAAGUGUAUAUACAGUUACAUUGAAUUUGAAAGAAAGUUUUAAAGUUAAAAA
Trematomus bernacchii (emerald rockcod) is the source of this 4496-nucleotide messenger RNA. It is a transcript of the gene ctdspl2b, whose product is annotated as CTD (carboxy-terminal domain, RNA polymerase II, polypeptide A) small phosphatase like 2b. The transcript is spliced from 13 exons. Lineage: Eukaryota; Metazoa; Chordata; Actinopteri; Perciformes; Nototheniidae. Gene Ontology annotation, molecular function: phosphoprotein phosphatase activity. Bases 306 to 1739 code for a protein of 477 amino acids. The record is from RefSeq and is a predicted model, not a curated record.